Jatropha curcas is the source of this 2867-nucleotide messenger RNA. RefSeq names its product putative beta-D-xylosidase 7. Lineage: Eukaryota; Viridiplantae; Streptophyta; Magnoliopsida; Malpighiales; Euphorbiaceae. Gene Ontology annotation, molecular function: alpha-L-arabinofuranosidase activity; xylan 1,4-beta-xylosidase activity. Gene Ontology annotation, cellular component: plant-type cell wall. Gene Ontology annotation, biological process: arabinan catabolic process; xylan catabolic process. The record is from RefSeq and is a predicted model, not a curated record.
UGAAUUCUUAUAAUUUUGUUUUGUCCUUUGUUUUUACAAAAAAUGAAGAUCCAAAACCGAAACCUCUCUCUCGUAACCUUCCUUCAACUAAUCUCUCUCCUUUCCAUUUGUACUGAAUCUGCUCAGCCACCAUUUUCAUGUGAUCUGUCUAACCCAUCAGCAAAAUUAUACCCUUUUUGCCAAACUUCACUGCCCAUUAGCAAAAGGGUUGAAGACCUUGUAUCAAGACUCACAUUAGAUGAGAAAAUAUCUCAACUAGUGGACACAGCUCCUGCAAUUCCGAGACUUGGCAUUCCUGCCUAUGAAUGGUGGUCCGAAGCAUUACAUGGUGUUGCCUUUCUACCUGAUGUCAGCCAAAGACAAGGCAUUCAUUUCAAUGGAACCAUUAAAUCAGCCACUAGUUUUCCUCAGGUCAUUCUCACUGCUGCUUCAUUUGAUACCCAUCUUUGGUAUCGCAUUGGUCAAGUGACUGGAAAAGAAGCUAGAGCUAUAUAUAAUGCUGGACAAGCGACAGGGAUGACAUUUUGGGCACCAAAUAUUAAUAUAUAUAGAGAUCCAAGAUGGGGAAGAGGGCAAGAAACACCUGGAGAAGAUCCAAUGGUUACAGGGAAAUAUGCAGUAUCAUUUGUGAGAGGCGUUCAAGGAGAUUCUUUUGAAGGAGGGGCAAUUGGAGAGCAUCUUCAAGCUUCAGCCUGUUGCAAGCAUUUUACUGCUUAUGACAUGGAUAAAUGGCAAAACAUGACUAGAUUCAUCUUUAAUGCUCGAGUCACACUGCAAGAUUUGGCUGAUACAUAUCAACCUCCAUUUCGAAGUUGCAUUCAAGAAGGAAAAGCCAGUGGGAUAAUGUGUGCUUAUAAUCAAGUUAAUGGAGUCCCAAAUUGUGCCGAUUACAAUCUUUUAUCUAAGACAGCAAGAGGACAGUGGAACUUCCAAGGGUAUAUCACGUCUGAUUGUGAUGCAGUCUCUAUCAUCUAUGAUGAUCAGAGAUAUGUUAAUUCACCAGAAGAUGCAGUUGCAGAUGUACUUAAAGCAGGGAUGGAUGUGGAUUGCGGUUCUUAUUUGCAGAGCUACACAAAAUCAGCAGUUAAAAAGAAGAAAGUGGCAGAAUCUGAAAUAGACAGAGCUCUUAAAAAUCUCUUUUCUGUUAGGAUGAGACUUGGACUAUUUAAUGGCAAUCCAACUAAACAGCCUUAUGGAAACAUUAAUGCAGAUGUAGUUUGUUCUCAAGAACAUCAAGCUUUAGCCCUCGAAGCAGCUCGGGAAGGCAUAGUUCUGCUAAAGAACUCCAAUAAACUUCUCCCACUUUCAAAAUCAAAAACCAACUCCCUUGCAGUUAUCGGUCCCAAUGCCGAUAAUUCUUCUACACUUCUUGGAAAUUAUGCAGGUCCCCCUUGCAAAACAGUUACACCAUUGCAAGGAUUACAGAAGUACAUUAAGAACACUAGAUAUCACCGGGGUUGCGACACAGUUGCAUGUUCCUCAACUACGGUGGACCAAGCAGUAAAAAUAGCAAAAGAGGCAGAUCAAGUGGUGUUAGUCAUGGGACUUGAUCAAACCCAAGAAAAGGAAGAGCAUGAUCGUGAUGAUUUGGUGCUACCAGGGAAGCAACAGAUGCUGAUAACCAGCGUUGCACAAGCUGCAAAGAAACCUGUUAUCUUAGUGCUUCUUUCUGGAGGACCAGUAGACGUAUCUUUUGCCAAAUAUGAUAAGAACAUAGGCAGCAUUCUGUGGGCUGGCUAUCCAGGUGAAGCUGGCGGAGAUGCCCUUGCAGAAAUCAUCUUCGGCGACUACAACCCAGGAGGGAGACUACCAGUGACAUGGUAUCCACAAGAUUUCACCAAGAUACCAAUGACAGACAUGAGAAUGCGGCCUCAACCAUCAUCAGGAUAUCCCGGUCGCACUUACAGAUUCUAUAAAGGCAAAAAGGUCUUUGAAUUUGGUUAUGGUCUAAGUUACUCAAACUAUUCUUAUGAGUUUGCUCCUCUUAUGCAAAACAAGAUUUCACUAAGAUCAAAAAUUGAUCAAAAGCUAGAAGACAGCACACCUGUAAGUUACAGGUCAGUAUCAGAAAUAGGAGAACUCUGUGAAAAGAGUAGUCUUUCAGUUACUGUAAGAGUUGAAAAUCAUGGUGAGAUGGCAGGCAAGCAUCCAGUAUUGCUUUUUUUGAGGCAACCAGAGCUUGGAAAUGGGAGGCCAAUGAAAAAGUUGGUGGGAUUUCAAACUGCGAAACUGAAUGCAGGGGAGAAAGUUGAAAUUGAAUAUAAGCUUAGUCCUUGUGAGCACCUUAGCAGAGCCAAUGAAGAUGGUUUGAUGGUGAUAGAUGAAGGGUCUCAAUUCUUGAAUGUUGGAGACAAAGAGUAUCCAAUUAGUAUAAUAAUUUAAUACUUGGAACUGAAUUUUUGAACACAAUGGACGUAUUGACUGAUGAACUGGAAUCCUACUAUGGCAUAAUUAGGCUUCCAUCAAUGGAUUGCCAAUCCCAAGUGUCCAUCAAUGGAUUGCCAAUCCCAUAUGUCCAUCAAUGGAUUGCCAAUUUCAAAUGUUAUACCAAAUAAAGUCACAUGUGAGCUGAUGUUUUUCAUUCAGAAAAAAAAAAAAAAAUGAAGUUGCAUUACUUAUAAAAGUAAUUAUCAUUUGAUGCAUUCUAGCAUUUCUGAAAUUAUUCUGGACAGAAAACAAAGACAGAAAUGGCCCAACCUAUCCUUUUCAGGUUGGAAGAACAAACUGGAAUCCCACCAUGCAGAGAAAAAAAAAGGAAAGAAAGAAAAAGAGAAAUGUGUAAUAAAACCUGUAUAGAGAAACAAAGAGAGGAGAGGGUGCAGAUGAUGCUCAAUGUAAAAGCCAUUUACUGUUUGAUGACUUAGCAA